This is a messenger RNA of Styela clava, 1327 nucleotides long. Its product is annotated as angiotensin-converting enzyme 2-like. The record is from RefSeq and is a predicted model, not a curated record. Lineage: Eukaryota; Metazoa; Chordata; Ascidiacea; Stolidobranchia; Styelidae.
UUUUCACAAAUAUUCGACAGAAAUAGGUCAAUGGUCCUGUUAGAACUUGAAUCAACUUUUAACAGAUUAUAUUAAAUAAAUUAGAGUGCUAUUAGUCAUUAUGAGAAUCUUGGAAUUAAGCUUCACAGUUUUGAUUUCAUCUUUAUUUUUGAAAUCGGUACAUGCUCUUACGUGCAACUCGGAUCAAUUGCUUAUCACUAUAAAGACACCAGAGGGCGAGUAUGAUCUCGAUUUGUAUGAGCGUUAUGAACUUCGGGCUACUAUAGCGUAUUCGGUGAGAAAAUACUGUGGCGGUGACAACCCUGCAUUUGAGACUCCUGCACCAGCUUCACAAUGCCCCAAUCCCAAAGUUGGGACGGACGACGUAAUCGUUUCAGAGCCAACUCCCCGAAUCUCCUGCUGUGUUAAAGUCACAGACUUUUCACCAGAUGUCGUGAGAGCGGCAAUCAAAGGCUCAAAAGCUAACCUUAACGGAGCGCUUCUUCUAACCGAUGACGUUUUAUUUGUGGAUGGAAUAGAACCCACUCUCGAACCCCUGUUCGAACCUGAAUUUGCUUAUUGGCUCAUUGCAUAUAUUGUCAUAUUUUGCUUGAUUAUUUUGGCUGGGAUUGCGAUGCUUCUGUACACUCGAUUCCACAAAAAAGAGGAUGAUGAAGAAAAAGAGCUGUUUGUUGACGAAGGAGGCGAAAAUGUAUACGAAAAUGUUGAUGAAAAAUCCAAUACUAAUGGUGGCUUUCAAAGUGAUAGAUUCGAAGAAGCUACAGCACUAUGAUCGAUCCUUUUGUACAUUUUUAUUUCUCGAAUAUCCAGGGAUCUGUAUGCGAAUAUAUCAGUUACCGGAAUGUUUUCGAACAAUUGCAGUAAUUUACGUAGAGAUAAUCACCCACCUUCAUUGAAUACUAGCAGUAUCAAUGUCGUCUUGGUUUCUUCGACCAAUAAUUGUACUAAUACUACCAAAUAGGACUGCACAAAAUCAAACCGAUAUUGACAUCAAGUUAAUUUUAUUUUUGAAGCUGAAUAUAGAUUGUUUAAUUCUUACCUUUUUUUCACUCAUUUAUAAACUAACAUGUUUUGUUAAUACACGAAUCAGAAAAUGACAAAUAUAGAGAAUAUACAUAGAAUAUAUGUACGGUAUUUAUAGUUGCGAAACAUUUUAUAUGCGAUGGAAGCAAGUACAUUUAUUCGGAGCUCAACCAAAUUCAAUUUGAAUUCCUUGUUAAUCCUAAUUUAUUGGCUCGCCAUACCUUUUUGUAUCUGAUGUUGUUAACUUAAAUAUCGAUAUUUUUCUAAUUCUUCAAACUACAUUAAAUGAUUCGCUCACUCUUGA